UGAGUGUAAAAUACAGCCAGCUAUAACAAUCCGGCCAUCAACAAAAAUGAAGUUAUGUAAAAAGUGUUUUGUCCGCAGUAUAGAAGACCAGGUGCACAGUACAAUCAAAGAAACAGAGAUGUUUAAAGGCACUACAAGAUUAAUAAUUGGUGUAAGCGGAGGGAAGGAUUCGACUGUUUUGGCACACAUUCUUAAUAUACUGAACAAAAGACACCAGUACGGUUUGGAGCUGAGGCUUUUAUGUAUUGAUGAAGGGAUAUCAGGAUACAGAGACAAGUCAAUAGAGGUAGUGCACACAAAUGAGAAAGAUCUAAUGAUUCCAUUAAAAAUAAUGAUUAUGACGAGAUAUACGGAUAUACGAUGGAUAAAGUAGUGGAUAAAAUUGGUAGAAAGAGCAACUGCACAUACUGCGGAGUGUUUAGGCGAGGUGCGCUAGAAGAUGGUGCCAAACUUCUAAAUGGGGACAUGAUUGCUACUGGGCACAAUGCAGAUGACAUAGCAGAAACUAUUCUUUUGAACUACUUCCGAGGAGACAUGAAUAGACUAGUUAAGUGUGCACAUCCAAUAACACAGACAACGUCUAAAGAUGUAAUACCCCGGUGCAAACCACUUGCAGAUGUAUACGAGAAAGAAAUAGUAAUGUAUGCCUUUUACAACAACCUACCGUAUUUUUCAACUGAGUGCAAGUACUCGCCCGGUGCAUUCCGGGGAUACGCCAGAACAUACAUAAAAGCCUUAGAAAAGACAAAUCCACAAUCAAUUCUAAAAAUUAUCAAGUCAGGAAAGCACGUGCAAAAACACUCACACCAGAUGGAAAGCCAUCCAUGCAAAGAAUGCGGAAAGAACUGUUCUGGUGCAGAGGGUGUGUGUAAGUCCUGUUUACUACUGAAAUCUCUUUCUGUAAUAUUAUAGACCAUGCAUAAUCCGAAAUAACCAGAAAUCGUUAUUUUGGUGCUAUUUUGACCUUUAUACGAUUAAUCUAGCAAUAAUCUC
This is a messenger RNA of Nematocida parisii ERTm1, 993 nucleotides long. RefSeq lists its product as uncharacterized. The transcript has a single exon. Gene Ontology annotation, molecular function: tRNA binding. NCBI's taxonomy places the organism in Eukaryota, Fungi, Microsporidia. The coding region runs from base 361 to 912 and encodes 183 amino acids. Gene Ontology annotation, biological process: tRNA wobble position uridine thiolation. The record is from RefSeq and is a predicted model, not a curated record. Gene Ontology annotation, cellular component: mitochondrion; cytosolic tRNA wobble base thiouridylase complex.